Molecule: messenger RNA, 1817 nt
Organism: Phalaenopsis equestris
Lineage: Eukaryota; Viridiplantae; Streptophyta; Magnoliopsida; Asparagales; Orchidaceae
Product: Niemann-Pick C1 protein-like
Exons: 17
Coding region: 681-1397 (238 amino acids)
Cellular component (GO): membrane
Source: RefSeq, a predicted model, not a curated record
GGCAGGAUUUCCAUGCACCGAUACUUGCUAUUCCUGGAGUUAAAAGUGUGGUUAUUGCUGUUUUCACUGCAGCUACUUUUUUUAGUAUUGCACUCUGUACAAGGCUUCAAGCUGGUUUGGAGCAAAAGAUUGUCCUUCCCAGAGAUUCUUAUCUUCAGGGUUACUUCGAUGACCUUGCGAAUUAUCUCAGAGUUGGUCCACCGCUUUAUUUUGUUGUCAAAGGCUUCAACUAUAGCUUGGAAUCAAAUCAAACAAACAAGAUAUGCUCCAUCAACCACUGUGAUUCAAACUCUCUUUUGAAUGAGAUUACAAAAGCAUCAUUAAAUCCAGAAUCCAGUUUUAUUGCCAAGCCAGCUGCCUCAUGGCUUGAUGACUUCCUGGUAUGGUUGUCUCCAGAAGCAUUUGGUUGCUGCCGUAAAUUCACAAAUGGGAGCUACUGUCCUCCAAAUGAUCAGUUUCCAUGCUGUCAGCCUAAUGGGGGCACGUGUGGCAUCGAUGGGGUGUGCAAAGACUGCACUACGUGUUUUCACCAAUCAGACCUGCAUGAUGGCCGUCCAUCUACAGCACAGUUCAGAGAGAAGCUUCCAUGGUUUCUCAAGGCAUCUCCCUCAGCAAAUUGUGCAAAGGGUGGUAGUGGAAUAUACUCAUCCAGCAUUGAUCUUACUGGUUUUGAUAGUGGAAUGAUCCAGGCAUCAUCAUUUCGAACGUAUCAUUCACCCCUCAGUGGACAAAUGGAUUAUGUGAAUGCGAUGAGAGCUGCUCGAGAUUUCAGUUCAAGGGUCUCUGAUUCUUUGAAGAUUCAGGUUUUUCCGUAUUCCGUCUACUACAUAUUUUUUGAGCAGUAUCUUCAUAUAUGGAAGACCGCAUGGACUAUCAUUGCAAUUGGUCUAGGUGCUGUGUUCAUAAUAUGUCUGGUUAUCACUUGCAGCCUAUGGACAUCAGCGAUAAUUUUAUUAGUGUUAUCGAUGAUUGUUGUUGACAUGAUGGGUGUCAUGGCUAUCUUGAAAAUUCAGUUGAAUGCAAUUUCAGUUGUCAACUUGGUCAUGUCAGUAGGAAUUGCUGUUGAGUUCUGUGUUCAUAUAACACAUGCUUUCCUGGUAAAUGGUGGAGAUAGAGGGAGCCGGGCCAAAGCAGCUCUAUGUACAAUGGGCGCCUCUGUGUUCAGCGGAAUCACACUUACGAAGCUAGUAGGUGUUAUUGUGCUGAGCUUCGCAAAGUCACGAGUGUUUGUGGUUUAUUACUUUCAAAUGUACCUUGCGUUGGUUCUCAUCGGAUUCCUACACGGGCUCGUUUUUCUUCCGGUUCUGCUAAGCAUUUGUGGACCGCCUUCAAGAUGUGAUUCUGAUGAAAAACCAGAAAAUCAGCCUACUAUUCCAGCUGAGACAAUAUCAUCAUAAUAAAGAAAAGGUAGAGUAGCCGUUACGAUGGCUACAAAAGGUUGUUUUUAUGAGGUGAUAAAAAAAAAACUAUUUAGAAAGUAGAAGUUGGGAAGUGUGGUGAUGAAAAUAUCAUCAUGUAUAUGUUGUAAAUGAAAUUUGCAUGACUCUACAAUUAGAAAGGAAACAAACAAUAUCUAGACACUAGUGAGGCUCUGCAGGCAUGAACUUUCAGAAAUUCUGUAAUUUUAAGGAUUCAGAUACGAGAAGACUGACCUGAGCUUAAGCGAUAUGUUAAGUUUUUUGUUUCGCUAAGCUUUUAUUUUUAUAGUAGUUUGUUACAAAAUCGCUUUAAAAAAAGUUAGGUUCUAAAUUAGGGAGCAAAUGGUUGUCUGAAACAGCAACAUAGUUUUUGUAAUAACAAUUUCAUAGAAAGUAUUG